AUGCCGGUGAUGCGCCCAAACCUAGGCAAGCAACGAACGGCGGCAGUCGACGGCGAGCUGCGCACCACUUGGCUCGGCCACGCAUGCUACCUGGUCGAGUUCCCAUCCGGUCUGCGGGUAUUGUUCGAUCCAGUCAUGACGGACCGCUGUUCGCCAGUGAGCUUCCUUGGCCCGAAAAGGUUCACCGAGGCGCCGUGCACGAUCAGCGACAUACCAAUUGUUGACAUUGUUGUCAUUUCUCACAAUCAUUAUGACCAUAUGAGCUACCCGACCAUCGCAGAGAUCCAAAAACACCACCCCAACGCGCAUUUCUUUGCACCCCUCGGCAACGCCGACUGGUUCAGGUCCUGUGGAAUUACCGCCGUGACGGAGCUAGACUGGUGGCGAGAAGCCGACGUGGUCAUCGCCGGGCAGUCGCUCGACGGGGCCGGCAUCUCGGCGCGCCUGACCUGCCUCCCUGCACAGCACAACUCGGGCCGUACGCCCUUCAACACGGACCGGACCCUGUGGGCCUCGUGGGCGGUCGAAUCAGGUGGAGGAAAAGUGUUCUUCGCCGGCGACACCGGCUACCGAGCCAUCCCUCACGCCGUGGCCGCCGCCGCCGCCGAAGCCGCACGCAUCGCCGAGACGGAGGCCCAGGGCAAAACCGAAGUCGACGCCGACUUUGAGGACGAGUACUACGAUUCCCACGUGGACGAGCUGCCUCCCGCUUGUCCGGCGUUUGCGCAGAUCGGCAAGCUCCACGGGCCCUUCGCGCUGGGUCUGCUGCCCAUCGGCGCCUACGAGCCGCGAGGGCUGAUGGCGAGCAUCCACGCCAGCCCCGCGGACGCCGUGGAGAUCUUCCGGGACACGCGGUGCGGGCGCGGCCUGGCCAUGCAUUGGGGCACGUGGGUCAUGGGCGACGAGGACGUGCGAGACCCGCCGAGGCGGCUUCGGUUGGCCCUUGCCAGGAAGGGAAUGCCCGCUGAGGGUCUGUUUGACGUGUCCAUGUUGAACGACAAGAAUCCCAUGAAGGUGCAAACCGCACCGCGAGGCCAGGCAAUCCGCCCGACGCCUCUCGUGCUUAUCCACGACGGCGGCGGUACAACCUUUAGCUAUUUCUCCCUCGGCAGCCUGGGUCGCGAUGUCUGGGCUCUCCACAACCCCAAGUACUUCACCUCGGAGCGAUGGGACGGCGGCAUCGACGAGAUGGUGAAGCACUACAUUGACCUGAUCAAGGGUGCCGGCAUUCGCGGUACCAUCUUCCUAGGCGGUUGGUCACUCGGCGGCUACCUCUCCAUGGCCAUCGCCCGGGCCCUCGCCACCGAACCCAGUUCACGCAUACGCGUAGCGGGCAUCCUGCUCAUGGACUCUCCCUUCCUCGUGUGCGGCGCGAAGCUGCCCAGCGACACGCCACCACCGGACGUGCAGCUGCCGGAGCUCGUGCAAAAGUCCCUGGACAACUGCCACGACAUGCUGCACGACUGGGAGCUCCCCACGUGGGGUGGGGCAGCGUGCGGCGGCAAGAGCGUGCGCUUCACGACGGAGAAGCGCGCAAAGAGCUUCUUGGUCCCCAGCAGGUCGGCCAUGUACAAGCCGCUGGGCGGGGAGUGGACCUCGGUAGAGACCGGGAGCUUUGAAGGGACAGACUCGCAGCAGGCAGCAGGCAGGGCGAUACUACCGCCGGGGGUCUUGCUGCGGAGCGUGGAUCGCGCACCCCCCAAGGGCGGCGACAAGGGUGUUCCCUGCCGUGUGGACGUGUUCCGAGAUGAGACGAUGCUGGGGUGGGAUCACAAACACCUGUCCUUCAUCAAAGCUGUCAUUGAUACGCCGUCGCAUCACUAUGGUCUGUUCAAUCAGGAAAAUUAA
Molecule: messenger RNA, 1848 nt
Organism: Pyricularia grisea
Lineage: Eukaryota; Fungi; Ascomycota; Sordariomycetes; Magnaporthales; Pyriculariaceae
Exons: 5
Coding region: 1-1848 (615 amino acids)
Biological process (GO): N-acylphosphatidylethanolamine metabolic process; N-acylethanolamine metabolic process; biosynthetic process
Cellular component (GO): cytoplasm; membrane-bounded organelle
Molecular function (GO): N-acylphosphatidylethanolamine-specific phospholipase D activity
Source: RefSeq, a predicted model, not a curated record